Molecule: messenger RNA, 366 nt
Organism: Paracoccidioides lutzii Pb01
Exons: 3
Coding region: 1-366 (121 amino acids)
Biological process (GO): mycotoxin biosynthetic process
Source: RefSeq, a predicted model, not a curated record
AUGCCAGCAGCAGUACGAGAAGAUAGUUUUGUCCGACAUGUGAACAAGCGCUUCACCCCGUCAAAGCUAUUUCAGUCCGGAACAUCGGACGAGGUCGAAGAGUCCUUCUACCCGGAAGAGUUCUUCCCGGACGAGACGAAGAGUGAUAUCGACUUUCACAAAAAUCACUGUCUCCACCUUCUCCACCAGUCGAUACUCUGCGCCGGAGAUGGGUCGAUGGCCUACUGGUGGAAUCACAGCUACACGUACAUAGACGAGAACGGCGCCCUUCUAGAGGGCGGGGAUACCAGAAGAGAGGUUCUCCAGCGGUAUCGCUUUGAACUCGACUUCAAAUACAAAGUCGGCAUUGAUAAUUCAAUUCUUUGA